Molecule: messenger RNA, 3922 nt
Organism: Ananas comosus (pineapple)
Lineage: Eukaryota; Viridiplantae; Streptophyta; Magnoliopsida; Poales; Bromeliaceae
Product: FT-interacting protein 1-like
Source: RefSeq, a predicted model, not a curated record
ACAUGCCGAAAUUUAGUUGCCCCACGCAGCUACAGACAUACAUACCUUCCCUUCCCUUCUUCUGCGGGCCCCACCACCACCUCCACCACCGCCACCAUCAAAAUCCCCACCUUCGACUCUGAGUGAGGAGCCUCGCCUCGCGAGUCGACCGGAUCCGCACCCGUCGCACUUUCCGGGUUUCGGAGGAAGUCGGAGUUAAGGAGUAGCGGCGAUGAAGGUGGCGGUGGAGGUGGCGGACGCGAGCGACCUCAUGCCCAAGGACGGGCACGGAUCCGCGAACCCGUUCGUCGAAGUGGAUUUCCAGGGGCAGCGCCAGCGCACCCGAACCAAGUUCCGCGACCUCUCCCCCUCCUGGAACGAGACCCUCGUCUUCAACCUCUCCGACCCCUCCCUCCUCCCCUCCCUCCCCAUCGACGUCACCGUCUACCACGACCGCCGCGCCGCGGCGGCGCCGGAGGGGGGAGGAGGGGGGCACCACCGCAACUUCCUCGGCCGCGUCCGCAUCUCCGGCGUGUCGGUGGCGCCCUCCCCCGCCGAGGCCGUCGUGCAGCGGUUCCCCCUCGACAAGCGCGGCCUCUUCUCCANGAGGCGGAGAAGAAGAAGACGAAGAAGAAGAAGGGUAAGCCGAGCAGCAGGGCGCAGGAGGGGGAGGCGGAGGGGAAGGAGCCGCCGGCGCCGGCCCCGCGCGUGUUCUUCUCCGGGCGCCGCCCCUCCUCCCGCCGCCGCCGGCGCGCAGAAGCCCCCGACCAACGUGUUCUACGACGAGAAGCCCGCGCGGGCGGUGCCGCCGCCGCCGGGGGCGACGGUGGUGCAGGCGCGGCCUCCGGGGGGCGCCGGAGCGCCGGGGGCGCCGCGGCCGGAGUUCGGGCUGGUGGAGACCCGGCCGCCGCUGGCCGCGCGGCUGGCCCGCAGCGGCCGGCUGGGCGCCCGGGACAAGAUCUCGUCGACGUACGACCUGGUGGAGCCGAUGCACUACCUGUACGUGAGCGUGGUGAAGGCCCGCAACCUCCCCGCGAAGGACAUCACCGGGUCCCUGGACCCGUACGUGGAGGUGAAGCUGGGGAACUACAAGGGCAUCACGAAGCACCUGGAGAAGAACCAGAACCCUGUGUGGCACCAGGUGUUCGCCUUCUCCAAGGACCGCAUCCAGGCGAACAUGGUGGAGGUCACCGUGAAGGACAAGGACCUCGUGAAGGACGACUUCGUGGGGCGCAUCGUCUUCGACCUCACCGACGUGCCCCUCCGCGUGCCCCCCGACUCCCCGCUCGCCCCGCAGUGGUACAGGCUCGAGGACAAGAAGGGCGACAAGCUCACCACCGGCGGCGGGCCCGAGCUCAUGCUGGCCGUGUGGAUCGGCACCCAAGCCGACGAGGCCUUCCCCGAGGCCUGGCACUCGGACGCGCACUCCGUCUCCCUCGACGCCCUCGCCAACACCCGCUCCAAGGUCUACUUCUCCCCCAAGCUCGUCUACCUCCGCGUCCUCGCCAUCGAGGCCCAGGACCUCGUCCCCGCCGACAAGUCCCGCCCCAUCGCCCCCUCCCUCAAGAUCCAGCUCGGCCACCACUCCGUCAACCCCGUCUGGAACGAGGAGUUCCUCUUCGUCGCCGCCGAGCCCUUCGACGAGCCGCUCGUCAUCACCGUCGAGGACCGCGUCGCCCCCGGCCGCGACGAGCCCCUCGGCCGCCUCACCCUCCCCGUCUCCGUCGCCGUCCCCCGCAACGAGCACAACAAGCCCGUCGAGCCCAAGUGGUUCAGCCUCUCCCGCCCCACCGCCCUCCUCGACGAGGAGAAGAAGGAGUCGACCUCCAAGUUCUCCAGCAAGGUCCACCUCCGCCUCUCCCUCGACCUCGGCUACCACGUGCUCGACGAAUCGACGCACUACAGCAGCGACCUCCAGCCCUCGUCCAAGAACCUCCGCAAGCCCAGGAUCGGCAUUCUGGAGCUGGGCAUCCUCAGCGCCCGCAAUUUGGUCCCCAUGAAGGCCAAGGACGGCCGCACCACCGACGCCUACUGCGUCGCCAAGUACGGCAACAAAUGGGUCCGCACGCGCACGCUGCUCGACACGCUCGCGCCGCAGUGGAACGAGCAGUACACUUGGGAGGUCUUCGACCCCUGCACCGUCAUCACCAUCGCCGUUUUCGACAAUUGCCACGUCGCCGGCCACAACGGCGGCGGCGACGUGCGCGACCAGCGAAUCGGCAAGGUCCGGAUCCGGCUCUCGACCCUCGAGGCCGACCGGAUAUACACGCACUUGUACCCCUUGCUGGUUCUCCAAACCUCCGGCCUCAAGAAGACCGGCGAGCUCCACCUCGCCGUCCGGUUCACGUGCACCGCGUGGGUCAACAUGGUGACGCUCUACGGGAAGCCGCUGCUCCCGAAAAUGCACUACGUGCAGCCGAUCUCCGUCCUCCAGCUGGACUACCUCCGCCACCAGGCGAUGCAGAUCGUGGCGGCCCGGCUGGUCCGGGCGGAGCCGCCGCUCAGGCGCGAAGUGGUCGAGUACAUGCUCGACGUGGAUUCGCACAUGUUCAGCCUGAGACGGAGCAAGGCCAAUUUCUACCGCAUCACGUCUCUCUUCUCCGGCAUGGCGGCGAUCGGGAGAUGGUACAACAGUAUUCGGAACUGGCGGAAUCCGAUAACUACGGUGCUCGUCCAUGUCCUCUUCUUGAUACUCGUGGGCUACCCGGAGCUGAUCUUACCGACCAUCUUCCUCUACCUGUUCAUGAUCGGCAUAUGGAGCUACCGGUUCCGGCCGCGCCACCCGCCGCACAUGGACACAAGGUUAUCCUACGCCGAGAUGGCGCACCCGGAUGAGCUUGAUGAGGAGUUUGAUACGUUCCCGACGUCCAAGGCGGCGGAUGUGGUGAGAAUGAGGUACGAUCGGCUGCGGAGCGUGGCGGGGCGGGUGCAGACGGUGGCGGGCGACCUUGCGACGCAAGGGGAGCGCGCGCAGGCCCUCCUGAGCUGGCGGGACCCACGGGCCACCGCAAUCUUCAUAAUCAUCUCCCUCAUCAUAGCCAUAGUGCUCUACGUCACGCCGUUCCAGGUCAUCGCGGUGAUCGUCGGGCUCUACCUGCUCCGCCACCCCCGGUUCCGGAGCAAGAUGCCCUCCGUGCCGUACAAUUUCUACCGGAGGCUACCCUCAAAGUCCGACAUGCUGCUCUGAGCUCAAACUUCGAUUCAAACAAGCAAAAUUGGAGGGAAUUUGUUUUAAACAUAUAUAUAUAUAUAUAUAUAUAUAUAUAUAUAUAUAUAUAUAUAUAUANCACAUAUAUAUAUAUAUAUAUAUAUAUAUAUAUAUAUAUAUAUAUAUUCAUUAAUCCUCAUCUUUAUCUGAGUUUUAAGGCAUAUGCUUGAUGAACUAAUCUAGUAGGAGAGUGGCCCAAGAAUAAGGUAUCCAUUGCGGAUGGAUACGAAGGGAAAGGUGUGGAUUUCGGAGGAUAUGCAUGUGCUGGAGGAGAAAGUGCUUUUCUUUUGGCCAGAAAAGCAGGAUUAGAUGUUGGUAUCUAUUGGUGGGCUUCAUCACUAGUCUCAAAAGCUCUUUUGUCACGCACACACAAUCUGGGUUUUUUGUGAUGAUUGGAUCAUAUGAUUCAUACCCUGUGAUCACCAUGUUCACUGCAGCAGCAGAUUGUUGCAGUGUGAGAGAAUAGAAGGAAUCAGAUUAAGUUGCAGUGGAUUUUGCGAAGCUUUUCUGGGACAAUUUGGGAUGGGGAGGAGGCCCAGUUGCUCUCUAAUAAAAGCUUCAAUCCUUUUAUUUCUAUUCUUCUUUUUUGUAUUAAGAAUCAUGUUAUGUGGCCCUUCAAUCUGUAUAUUCCUUCUGUAUAAUAUGAGAUGUGUGAGUUAUAUAUUCACCCUCUUGUGUAUGUUCUUUCUCAUAAAGCAGAAUAAAGUGGUGGUGGUGGUUUUGUUUUUUUAAGUA